AUGACGUUUGAAAGAAAUAUUAUGGUGGUGAUGAUACUGCGUUUUCUCACUUCAACUCAGGGUUACAAGUUCUACGUUGGUGGUAGAGAUGGUUGGGUUGUUACUCCUUCUGAGAAUUACAACCAUUGGUCUGAGAGGAUGAGAUUUCAAGUCAAUGACACUCUCUUUUUCAAGUACGAGAAAGGUUCAGACUCGGUGUUGUUGGUAACAAAAGAAGAUUACUUCUCCUGCAACACCAAGAACCCGAUCCAGUCCUUAACGGAAGGAGAUUCGAUCUUCAAGUUUGAUCGGUCGGGUCCAUUCUUUUUCAUCACCGGCAACGCUGAUAAUUGCAACAAAGGGAAAAAGCUCGCUGUCGUGGUCAUGGCCGUACGACACAAGCCACCCCAGCAACAGCCUCCUUCUGCUUCUCCUUCUCCCUCGUCCGCUGCGGCUCCGUGUGAUUCGGCUGACGGGGUACCAGCUCCGUCGUCGGAGCGGAAAUCGGGCUCAGUCAGAGCAGCAUGUCCUACUUGGUUGGUGGUGGGUUUUAGCGUUUUGGUCAGCAUGGUUUGA
This is a messenger RNA of Hibiscus syriacus, 555 nucleotides long. RefSeq names its product early nodulin-like protein 1. Gene Ontology annotation, molecular function: electron transfer activity. The transcript is spliced from 2 exons. The coding region runs from base 1 to 555 and encodes 184 amino acids. The record is from RefSeq and is a predicted model, not a curated record. Gene Ontology annotation, cellular component: plasma membrane. NCBI's taxonomy places the organism in Eukaryota, Viridiplantae, Streptophyta, Magnoliopsida, Malvales, Malvaceae.